CAGAACUGUGCGCUGCGCUCCGUCCUACCUCGUCAACGACUAACUUUACGCGUAGUUGAACUAAUUAAUUCAGCUAUUUAUAAUGUAAUGAUACGAUUCAAUUUAUUUGACUUAUUAAUUAUGUGAACUUUUAAAAUAUUAAACGGUUAAAAAUAUCUUAAAAUAACCUUAAAAAUUAAAAACAUGACAGUAUUGUGUCGCCAGUGGUGAGAUGGUGGUAGUGACUGGACGGUGGUGGUUCACUUUAGUGGUUGUGGUGUUGUCUGUGGUGAACUGUGACACCAAGAUGUUCAACUUCAUCGGCCGGGAGACUCUCAGUGACGGCGAGACAGAGACUCUGGUACAUUACGAUGGUCUCACAGCCAAGGAGACGUCCGUGGUCGCACGAGGAGGCAAUCAUACGUCCUCAUUGAAGCUACGUCAGCUGACGGACGGUGAUCACCUGAUCCAGCUGAUAUACAGCGGCCAGGGAGAGCUGCAAGACUGUGAGUACCUGAGGCAGGACGCGGCUGUGAGGCAGUUCCAGGAGAACGUGAGGCAGACUGUGGAGGCCCGGGGGAACGUGCGCUCGCUGGACGGUCGUCGUCUACCCCCGGAGUUGGCGGAGUGGAUGGACUACGCGCUGCUGAAGAAGCAAUGUCACAGACAUCACCGUCGUCUGAGGAGACUGGCUCGUCGGAGAGUCAAGGGAGGGAAGUUGCAGAGAGCGCGUGCCGACAGGGAUAUCCAGAGGCGGAAGCGCGACCUGACUGAUCUGAUGAGGGUGCCGGGUACCAAGUGGUGCGGCAAGGGCUACUCCGCCACCAAGUACCACCAGCUGGGAGGGUUCGGUGCGGCGGACAAGUGUUGUCGCGUGCACGACACGGCUUGUCCCUUCUACAUUCCCGCCUUCGAGGAGAAGUACGGCCUCUUCAACUGGAGGAUCAACACGCUCAUGCACUGCAAGUGUGACAGAAGGUUCCGGACAUGUCUGAAGAUGGCAGACACGGGCCCCGCCAACCUGGUUGGUAAACUCUUCUUCAACAUCGUCCAGACGAAGUGCUUCGUACUCAAGCCUGAGAAGGUCUGCGCCAAGUGGUCGUGGUGGGGAAAAUGCAAGAAAAUGACUAUGAAGAAGAGGGCGCAUAUACGUGACAACAAGCCCUAUUGAAGUCGAAGCAAUAUUCAUUUGUUACUUUAGAAACCAUAUUGUACAUAAAGUAUUACGAAAACCUUUAAAUCAACAUUCAAUUGAAUAUCGGGUUUAUGAGAAACUCAUGAUUGUGGAUACAUACAUAAUACAUAAUAUUUUAUUAACAUUUGAAAAAAUAUUGCAAGUGAGAAUCGAUCACAAUAUUAAUUUGUUAAAAAUUAGAUGCAUUGAAUUUGCGAACCUAAAGAAAUAUUUAUCACAGAUAAAGCUUCUUUUAGUGUCUAUUGUGUCCAAUUAGAAUCACAAAAUGUUUUCCGCACGGAGUUAAAUACCAAUAUUUGAAGUCGAAUAAUAAAUUUAUACUUUUUAUAAAUAACAUUGUACUAAAGUGUAAGAUCACGUGGUAUUCAAUCUAUAAUAUACAGAGCACUAUAUUAAUAAUUCCUAGCUUUUAUAAACGUUAUUUAAAUGUAACUGUUUCCCUGGUCCAACUUAUAUUUCUCGUUACUAUUACAGUUUUUUAGUUUAUUAUUUCACCAUAGUAAUACUUCUUAAAGGGAGUUAAUAUUCCAUUGACUAUUGAAUACUGAAGUUGUAUUAAUAGUCAAAGGUAUUACAAAAAAAUGCUAUUCCUUUGAAAUGAAUCUAGCAAAUAUUGUAAAAAUGUACUUAAAUGUAUAUAGUAUAGUAGAUAUUAAAUUGGAAAUGAUGCGAGAACAUCGUUCGUUUGUAGAUAUUUUGUUGAUAUUCGAAUUUUGUAAAUAUAAAUUAAC
Molecule: messenger RNA, 1905 nt
Organism: Macrosteles quadrilineatus (aster leafhopper)
Lineage: Eukaryota; Metazoa; Arthropoda; Insecta; Hemiptera; Cicadellidae
Exons: 5
Coding region: 212-1150 (312 amino acids)
Biological process (GO): arachidonate secretion; phospholipid metabolic process
Molecular function (GO): A2-type glycerophospholipase activity
Source: RefSeq, a predicted model, not a curated record